AUGUCCGACUCUUCUCCUUCGUCCUCCUCCCCCUCAUCGUCGCCCAACUCGCUGUCCUCAGAAAGUUCGCCUUCUACGCCCCCCAACAUGCACCAAAAUACGAUCGAUCCAGCGGCCAAAUGGCUCGUGCAAAAGUUCGGCGGGACGAGCGUUGGCAAAUUCGCCGUCAAAAUCGCUGAAGACAUAGUCUCGGAGUACGUGGACCAGCACAAGGUCGCCAUCGUCUGUUCCGCCCGCUCGGGGUCCACUAAGGCCCUCGGAACGACGAACCUCCUCUUGCGUGCCUCGAGCGAGGCACUGCAGCGCCCGAAUCACUCAACGGAGACGCCAGGGAGCGUCACACCCGGUAUGCUCUUCACGCAGCUCGCGCGUGUGCAGUCGCCCCCGGACAGUCCAAGGCAGCGCAGCGCGUCGUCCCCGCGUUCGGGCUCGACGUCUGCGUUUGGCUCGUUGUCCAUCCCAUCGUUCCGUCCCGUAUUCAGCCACACGGUGGACAUCAUCCGCACGGAGCAUCUCGUCGCCGCACGAUCGUCCAUCCGCGACCAGGAGAUCUUGCACGAGCUGGAGGCAGAGAUCGAGCGGGACUGCGAUGGGCUGGCGUCAUUCUUGUUUGCGACGCAGGUCAUCGAUGAAGUCUCCCCGAGAUCCAAGGACAAUAUAGUCGGUUUCGGCGAGCGGUUAGCGUGCAAGAUGAUGACCGCCAUUUUGCGGGAUCGAGGCAUCGACGCCGAGUACGUGAGCCUCGAGCACAUCGUUCCCCUCCCAGAAGAGGGCGAGGCGUCCUCUCAAACCGAGACGCUCGGCCAGGACUUCUAUGACCGCGUUGCGGAGGCAGUCGGCGAGCGCAUUAGACAGUGCGGCAACCGUAUACCCGUAGUCACCGGUUUCUUCGGCCCUGUCCCGGGUUCCCUACUGCGGCAGGUCGGCCGGGGAUACACAGAUUUACUCUCCGCGCUGCUCGCGGUGGGCCUCGGCGCGUCCGAGCUGCAGAUCUGGAAGGAGGUGGACGGGAUCUUCACCGCAGACCCACGCAAGGUGCCAACGGCGCGUCUUAUCCCGAUCAUUUCCCCGGAGGAAGCUGCGGAGCUGACGUACUACGGCAGCGAGGUCGUGCACCCGUUCACGAUGGAGCAGGUCAUCCGGCGGAAGAUCCCAAUACGCAUAAAAAAUGUCGAGAACCCUCACGGCGGAGGCACCGUGAUCCACCCGGACGCAGACCUCGACGGGCCUUCCUUCCCCGACACGGCCCCCGAGGCGCUCGUGCGGGCUCUGGGUAGCUCGUACGAGCGCAAGCUCCCGACGGCGGUAACGAUCAAGGAGCGGAUCGUGGUGCUGAACGUCAGCUCGAACCGGAAGAGCGUGUCGCACGGGUUCCUCGCGGGGAUCUUCGGCACGCUCGACCGGCACGGCGUCGUCGUGGACCUGAUCAGCACGAGCGAGGUGCACGUCAGCAUGGCGAUCGAGGACGCGUGGGACAAGAAGGUCCUCGACCGCGUCGUGCGCGAGCUCCGGAAGAGCGGGUCGGUCACGGUCAGCCGCGACAUGGCGAUUCUUUCGCUUGUGGGGAAAAAGAUGCGGCACAUGGUGGGGAUUGCGGGGCGCAUGUUCACAACGCUCGGACAGGGCAGUGUGAACAUCGAGAUGAUCUCCCAGGGCGCGAACGAGAUCAACAUCUCAUGUGUCAUCGACGGCCGCGACGCCGUCAAGGCGCUCAACCUCAUCCACCAGAGCUGCCUACAGAUCGGACCCGAGGUUGUCAAGGGGCGAGUAGGCCCGUGGUUGUUUUAG
Molecule: messenger RNA, 1788 nt
Organism: Sparassis crispa
Lineage: Eukaryota; Fungi; Basidiomycota; Agaricomycetes; Polyporales; Sparassidaceae
Product: Probable aspartokinase
Exons: 8
Coding region: 1-1788 (595 amino acids)
Biological process (GO): amino acid biosynthetic process
Molecular function (GO): aspartate kinase activity
Source: RefSeq, a predicted model, not a curated record